UCAGAGCGAGUCAGAGUUUCAAGUCCCUGUCUCUGGACAGUUUGAUAAAAAAAACCACGACAGCCACUGAAAAUAAUCGUAACAACCAAUCGUGUAAGAACUGAAAUGCAAUGGCGAGGAAUGGGUUAUUUUGAUGUGAUGUGAGUGUAAAAAAAAAAAAGUGGCAGAUGUUGUAGAGCAGUAGUAGGGACGUACAUCUUGAGCGCACAUUUAUUAUUUUUAAUUUAAACAUUCAGGACCCAGUAGCAGUACCAGUACUACAUCACAAGUCAGUGCAGAGCAUGUAAUUAAAUAGUGAUAUCUGGUGUUAACUCGUCGAGACAAAGGAUAUGUCCUGGUGUGUCGUGUGUCGUCUUAUAGUACAUCGAGGUCAUAGUUUAACAAUAAUCGAAAAAUAAAAAACAAGUCGGGGCGACUUUCGCUCAGAGGGUAGCUUGCAGUAUGCGUAGGGUUUGUGACAUCGGAUUAUUAUGGCUGCGGGUGAGGCUGCCACAACGAAGCCUCGUCAAGAGAAACAGUACGACUACCUUUUAAAGUUCCUUCUGGUUGGAGACAGUGACGUUGGGAAACAAGAAAUACUCAGCGGUCUCGAGGACGGUGCUUCCGAGUCUCCUUUCUGCGGUGGUAUAUACACAUACACAUCAUACAAAACCACAACUAUUCUUCUCGAUGGAAAAAGAGUUAAGUUGCAGCUAUGGGAUACCUCGGGACAAGGUAGAUUUUGUACGAUAAUUCGGUCUUAUUCACGAGGUGCUCAAGGAAUACUUUUAGUUUACGACAUUACAAAUAAGUGGUCGUUUGAUGGAAUUGACCGAUGGUUAAAAGAAGUCGAAGAGCAUGCUCCAGGUGUACCAAAAGUAUUGGUCGGAAAUCGACUUCACCUGGCAUUCAAAAGACAGGUAGCAGAACGCGAGGCCGAAGUAUAUGCGGCUAAAAAUCAUAUGGCAUUUUUUGAAGUAUCGCCUUUGUGUGAUUUCAAUAUAAGAGAAAGUUUUUCGGAAUUGUCUCGUAUGGCAUUACACCGCAAUGGCAUGGAAAGACUUUGGAGAUCCAACAAAGUUCUCACUUUACAAGAGCUAGCAUGUCGUGCAAUAGUCGCCAGAACAACAGUCUACGAGAUAGACCAAUUGCCUUUACCCAAGUCCAUUAAGUCUCACUUAAAGUCCUAUGCAAUGACGACGACAUCGCAAUUACGGUGUAAUAGAUCGCAAAAUUCAAGUAAAAGCCUUGGAUCUCAUCAUCGAAAGUUGCGGUUCGUCGGAGCGGGUCACAAUGGACUGACAACACCGGGCAAUUCACCUGGCAGCAUUACUGACUCGCGUUCUAGUUGCGCUGGCCGUAAUUCUUGCGCAAUAUCCUGAGGGUAAAAUUUAGCCGACAUUCGGUUUUAAAAAAAAAAAUAAUAAUAAUAAUACAUCAGCGAACGUUUUAUACAUUUGCACUUUGCAUUACGCGACAAAAAAUAUAAUUAUAAUGAUAAUGAUAAUAUCGAAAAAAGGAAACGAGAAAUAAAAUAUGUGAUGCGCAGACAUUUCACAAUGUGUUGUAUUGCGUUAUGAUAAAUAGCAAACGGAUACUUGAUCUUGUAAGUAUGUAAUUAAAAUUUAAAACACAUUUUGAUAAAUAAUUAACGAUAUUAAUUCAAGUGUCAAUAAAUAAUUAUCGAAUUUUCUGAGGAAUGCAGCAUUACACUGGAAAAAAAUUCGAGUGAAUUUGGAUUUUAUUUAAAUUCAAAGUCACUCGGAGUUCCGGAGUUUAAAAAAAAAAAUACUCUUCAUACGGAGUAAAUAAAAUCAUGAGCUCCGCAUUUACUUCACUAAUUUUUUACAGUAUAAUUGCUCAUUCAAUUAUAAAAAAAAAAAUAAAUAAAAAAGAAACCAGGCAAUAAAUGAAUUUAAAUAACAAUAGAUUUAAAAAUAUAGGUAAAAACAAUGAAAUUACAGGUACUUAUAUUUUUAACUUUUUCUUCUCGGCAGUUAUUAAUAGUUAAAUUACGUCAUACUAAUUACAUACAGAUGCUUUUGCAUCGGAGUUAAUAAAAAUGAAGUGUGAUGUAAUUAAGAUAAAUUAUCAAGAUGAUUCGUCCGUUUUUAUCAAGCUAUCGAUGUACAACCGGAAAUAGUACGAUUUAUUAUUUAUAAACAUAGUUAAUACUAAUUAUUAUUAUUAUAUGUACAUAUUUAUAUAAUACUAUUGCAUAUAUAUUUUAAAUGUUAAAGUUUUUGAAUUUGUUGAUUAAAAAUAUUAAAAAUAAUUAGAGAGCAACAAGGCACUGCGUACUAACGCGAAAUACUUUUAUGUAUUUAAUGCAAUUCUCUACUGACUAGUCUUGAAUUAUUUGAAUAAUUAAAAUCGAAAUUAAUAUUAUUGUAAUUAUCCAAAGUGUGAGUAUGUAUAGUAAUUAUUUAAAUUAACGUUAUUUAAUUAUUUCGAGUGUACGCAAAUUUAAAAUUAGGAAAAAAAUUAUUUUUUACAAUCAGUGACUUUACGAAACUAAAUCAUAUAUUAUUGGAUAAAAAAAAAACUUAAUUUUUUAUACAAUAAUGAUAAUAAAGAAAAUAAUAAAUAGAUCACCUUCGAGUAAACAGUAACCGAAUAAAAAAAAAUAUAAGCGGCUAGAACUUAGACACCGUCCUUUGUAUUAAAUUGAAAUAUUUUUUUCGUCGACAAAAUUAACCAGUUCAUUGUACAUAAAGCUGUAAAUUAAUAUCCCGAUUACAAUUUAUGAAAUUUAAAAAAAAUAUUUUUUUGUGAUCAACAAGUGCAUUUUAAAAGCAUGAGUAUGUAAUUUUAUAUCUUUAUUAUCACUGAAAAUGUUAAUGAAAUGUGAUAAUGAGUAAUAGUUUACUGUAAAGAAUAAAAUACCUUUCACUUUGUCACUUUCUACGCAAUCCCCAAAUAGUAGCCUACAGAAGAAAUAAUAAUAAACUUUUAUCUUCUUCAAUGGACACAAAUCAAUCUCAGAGUACGAUUGUGCCAUGAAAAAACUCUAUUCCGUCUUUACAAAAAUAAAAAGAGAGAGAGAGAAUUUUUGAAUAAGCUCAGAAAUUUAAUCUCCGACAAUUAAAUAUCACGAUACUGAUUGUCGAAAUUUAUUUUUUAAAUAUUUAUUAUUGACGUAAACUAAAUAAUAAAACGUAUAGAUUAAAGAAAGUACGGUAGAGAUUUGUGUGUAACACGUGAGGACUGAUAACUAGCAAUAUGUUAUUUGUAGAUUCUUUUGGGUAUGUAAAUAUUAUCGAUGCCGUCAACGUUUUGACAUUCCGUACAUAUAAAAAUAAUUUAAAAAAAAAAUAAAGAAAAAUACUAGCUCGCAAGUGUGUACAAGAUAGAGAUAAAUUGAGAAGAGGAAACAUAAUACGGUAUUUACCGAACAUAUUUUUGUACAUCAUGUAUAAAGUAUGUUACGAAAUUUUAAACUUAUCAUUUAAAUAAAUUUUUCUCCGCACAUUUAUUUGUCUAGUAAUCUGUUAUAUUUAAGAGUGGGAGUAGUGACCGAAUUUUUUAAUUUUACUUUUCUAAUUACGUCACAAUUGAUUAAUAAAUUAAAAAAAAGUAAAAUUCAAAAAUUCUGUUUUACGGCCCAGCCUUAAGGGCAUUCUCAGACAAUCCCUCACUUUUUAAAAAUAUUCAAUGAACUAGAGUUGUCAUCAUAUUUAAAUUUUAUUAAUUCAUUCAAAAAAUGUCCGCCGCAAAAAAAAAAUUAACAACACUUGUUAUUAAGUAGGAGUCAAACGAAAUUUGUCAAAAAAUCUUUAUGUCAAUAUUAAAAUUCGAAAUGUCAAAUUUUUUAGAGUAAAAUUUAUUUACCAAAUUCUGUUCGACUCUUAAUUGAUAACUAAUUAUUUUUUUCUCAAGUCUAUAUCUCAGCGAAAUUUUAAUUCUUUUUUUAAUUAAUUAAAUUUAAAUACGACCAUGACAAAAGCCAUUGAAUAUUUUAAAAAAGAGGGGGGGGGGACUGUAAGAAUGUCCUUAAUAAAAAAAAAAAUUCAAGCAAGCUAUGGUCAGGUCGGGUCAACUGACUCAUAUUUUAAUCAUACUCACUGUCAUAAAAAUAUAUAUUUAAUUAAAAAUAAUAAAACAAAACAAGUGUUACUAUGUAUUGCAUACAUCAUGUUACUUAGACCAAAUCAUUGAAAAAAAAUUUGUAUGAUAUAAUAAUAUUAUACAUGUACUAUAUUAUUGCUACUUCUUAUUACAAAAUAAAUAAAAAUA
Messenger RNA from Microplitis demolitor, 4215 nucleotides. RefSeq names its product ras-related protein Rab-40B (gene Rab40). Gene Ontology annotation, cellular component: synaptic vesicle; plasma membrane; endosome. The coding region runs from base 471 to 1361 and encodes 296 amino acids. Gene Ontology annotation, molecular function: GTPase activity; GTP binding. Lineage: Eukaryota; Metazoa; Arthropoda; Insecta; Hymenoptera; Braconidae. Gene Ontology annotation, biological process: intracellular signal transduction; protein localization to plasma membrane. The transcript is spliced from 4 exons. The record is from RefSeq and is a predicted model, not a curated record.